This is a messenger RNA of Salarias fasciatus (jewelled blenny), 2637 nucleotides long. RefSeq names its product transcription factor GATA-3-like. Gene Ontology annotation, cellular component: nucleus. Gene Ontology annotation, biological process: regulation of epithelial cell differentiation; cell fate commitment; positive regulation of transcription by RNA polymerase II. Lineage: Eukaryota; Metazoa; Chordata; Actinopteri; Blenniiformes; Blenniidae. The record is from RefSeq and is a predicted model, not a curated record. Gene Ontology annotation, molecular function: RNA polymerase II cis-regulatory region sequence-specific DNA binding; zinc ion binding; DNA-binding transcription factor activity, RNA polymerase II-specific.
AAAAAGGAGAGAGAGAGAGAGAGAGAGAGAGAGAGCAACAGAGAGAGAGAGAGGGAGGGAGAGGUAGAGCAGGGGUGAGCGAGCAAAAGGCGCACAGACCGAGAGGGGAAGAGAGAGAGGAGCGGAGUUAAUGGAGAGGGCUCGACAACUGCGCACAAACACAGAUUUGAUCAGUGAGUUUAACUCGCCGGUGCUGGUCAGUGCGCGCUGAAGCCAUCCACUGCAACAAGCCCCGCGAGCGCGAGCGCGAGCCCGGACCAGCCUCCACUACUUGUUGAGCCGGGCUGAAACGCUGACUUACUUUUUUUUUUUUUUCCUUUUUUUUUCUUUUUCUUCUUCUUCUGAGAGGAAGAAGUUCAGGAACUCUGCGUGGGACCGGAUUCCAUUUUGGACGUAUUUAUAUGACAACACCUUUGUUGCAUUUUUGUAAUGUGGGGUGAUCGGAAGCGAGCGCGGAACCUGUGGAUUUAACUGAAAGGAGAAGAAGAAAAAAAACGACGGGAUUUGGGACAGGUUGUUUCUUGCAUUUUGACUUGUGCCGUACUUCGGCGUCCAUGAACAUUCGCUGAAGAGACAACUCAAAAACAAAACAAACAAAAAAAAAAAAAAACAAAAAACAAGAAGAGCAGCAAUGGAAGUAAGCGCGGACCAGCCCCGAUGGAUGAGCCAUCAUCCCGCGGUGCUGAACGAGCAGCAUCCCGGCUCACAUCACCCGGGUCUCAGCCACUCGUACAUGGACCCUUCGCAGUAUCCCCUCGCUGAAGAUGUGGAUGUACUCUUUAAUAUCGAUGGACAGGGGAACCACGUCUCUCCAUACUAUGGAAACUCUGUUCGAGCCGUCCAGAGGUACCCUCCUCCUCCACACAGUAGCCAGGUGUGCCGUCCCUCGUUACUGCACGGCUCUCUGCCCUGGCUGGAGGGAAGCAAAGGAAUCCCACCGCACCACAGCACUUCUCCCUGGAACCUGAGCCCCUUCCCCAAGAACCCCCUGCACCACGGCUCCCCGGCCAGCCUGUCCGUCUACCCCCCGGCCUCCUCCUCCUCCCUGUCCACCGGACACUCCAGUCCGCACCUCUUCACGUUUCCCCCGACCCCUCCGAAAGACGUGUCCCCGGACCCGGGCAUAUCCACCCCGGGCUCCAGCAGCUCCGGGCGGCAGGAGGAUAAAGAGUGCAUAAAGUACCAGGUGACCCUGGCUGAGACUAUGAAACUGGAGUCAGCUCACAGCCGGAGCGUGGCAUCCAUCGGGGCAGGGUCAUCCUCUGCCCACCACCCCAUCGCCACAUACCCACCCUAUGUCCCUGAAUACGGCCCAGGCCUCUUCCCACCAAGUAGCCUGAUAGGUGGGUCAUCUUCUAGUUAUGGUUCCAAAACAAGACCAAAAACAAGGUCCUGUUCAGAAGGUAGAGAGUGCGUGAACUGCGGGGCCACGUCGACUCCGCUGUGGAGGCGGGACGGUACGGGUCACUAUCUGUGUAACGCCUGCGGACUCUACCAUAAGAUGAACGGGCAGAACCGCCCUCUCAUCAAACCCAAGCGGCGGCUGUCCGCAGCCAGGCGGGCGGGGACGUCGUGCGCCAACUGUCAAACGACAACGACGACGCUGUGGCAGAACGCCAACGGGGACCCGGUGUGUAACGCCUGCGGCCUCUACUAUAAACUGCACAAUAUCAACCGACCUCUGACCAUGAAGAAGGAAGGCAUCCAGACCAGGAACAGGAAGAUGUCCAGCAAGUCCAAGAAGAGCAAAAAGUCCCAAGACAGCAUGGACGACUUCUCCAAGAGCCUGAUGGACAAGAGCAGCUCGUUCAGCCCGGCCGCCCUGUCCCGCCACAUGUCCUCCUUCCCUCCGUUCUCGCACUCCAGCCACGUGCUGACCACCCCCACACCCAUGCACCCCUCCUCCAGCCUGCCCUUCGCCCCCCACCACCCCUCCAGUAUGGUGACAGCCAUGGGUUAGAGCCCGAGCCUCCCCCCCCCCCCCCCCCCCCCGAACGGCCUCGCCACUGAAGUCCACCUCCAGCCCGCCGCCGCCACGCCCUCCGGUACCUCCGCUGACCUGCUUCCAGAUCCUCCAAGACGAACGGCGCCCUCCGCGGUCCGAUCUCGCCGCCCGUGUUGCGUUGCAGCACGCCGGCCUUCGGCUCCCCCCCUCCCCUCCCCUCCCCCCACCUUCGGUUCUGUCUUAUUUUUUAUAAAAAUCAAAGUGUACCUCUGCGAUGUGAAUGCUUUGCAGACUUGACUGUGGCGCGCUGACCUCCCGGAGGGGGGCACCACCCUUCCCAUCCACCUCCCCCCCCCCCACCCACCACCUAACACGGAGCUCCAUUUGUGUACAAAAAGCCAUCCCCCCCCCCCCUCCCGUGACGGCCGCUCCCUCCAUCUCCUAACCUCUCCUCACCUGUGCAACAGGAAGCCCCCCCCCCCCCCCCUCAUCCCCCCCCCCCCCCACCCCCCCUUCCUCCUCAUCUUCUCCCGCUGGAGACACUGACGUUGAAUAUAUUUGUACAAAUUGUAUGAAAUACAGUACAUUUAAUGAAGACUUUUUAAUUAAGCAGCAAGAGGAAAAAAAAAAAAAUGGAGACAUGCCCGUGGGCAGCUAACGACGAGAAGGGUACGAGUCGCAGCAGGUGGAGA